AUGGCAUCUCAUGCUGCGAUGCUCCUUAAUCCCAAGGGCUCCAAAAGACAAGCUCAAAGCAGUGGUAAUCCUCCCUUUUCUUCACCCCCAGCGAGUGACUUGCCUCCCACGGAUGAUGUCGCCAUGUCCUCCGAAUCACCCUCGAAUAAAUCUGGACCUAUGAAUUCUGCUCCUGCGGUUUCUUCUCCUCGUGUUUCUACGGUUCCUUGUGGGGACACAAUAGCUGCCUCAGCCAUGUCUGGAAACCUUCUUGACCCACCUGAAGCUCCUGUCCAUCUUGCCACCGAGAUGAAUACCAAGUUUAUGCCUUCGGACAUGAUGUACAAUGCUGAAUCGUGUGUCCCUUCUGCCCCUCAGAUGGAUACUUCGGUAAUGCGUGAAAAUUCUCUUGGUCCCGGUGACUCUUUUUCCCCUGGUGCUCCCAAUUCGUUUGAUCCAUCCUUGAGUCUUUCUUCCCACGAUUUAUCUUCCCCUUACAUGUCUCAUCCCACAGACUCCAUGCUUCUUAACUCUAGUGAUUUCCAAGGCUCACUUUUGGAAGGUCCAGGAAAACAACGAAAUAGUUCAUAUGCUGCCUCUCCCAUGGCUCCCGCAGGCACUGCAGCCGCUACACGCUUUGAACAACACACUACUCGCACUUCUCGCACUUCUCCAAGUGUGUCGUCCGGAAUUUCAACCCCGGCUGUGAACUCAGAACCCAAUCUGAUGGUGCAGUUCAGCACCACCCAUGAUGAAGAUAAUGAAAGCGACACGAAAAGAAGUCACUGCGAGAUGAGUGACGAAGAAGGCAUCACCUACCGCCCCAAUCUGAUCGAAAAUAUCUAUGGCGUUGAAAAAAGGAAGAACCAGCCAACGAAGAAAAUGAAAACCGAGCAUGAUGCGGAAGAGAAGCCGAACACGCCGACAGCACUGGUCUCGAUCUCUGGAGAUAGUGGGUUUGGCAAGUGGAUGAAAGAGGAGGAUAUGAAACCAACCCCAACUUCCACUACACCCAACGUGGUGGAUUUGACAGCAGAUCUUGUGAGCACACCCAAGGAUGAUGACGAAGUCUUAUGCACCAGUUCCACAGACCUCAGCACCCAGCGUGUCUGCUUCGGCAAAAUUGAAGGAGCAAUGAUCAUGGCCUAUUUAGUCCCUAAACCAGGGCACUCUGUUUUCACUGAUUUCUCGCAUGCUUGGCCGUCUAUUAAAUUAGACCUGCAACGCCAACCUGUGAAGGGCAAUUUCCAGAUCAACGUCGCGGACCCUCAUGGCAAGGUUUUCGGUACGAUUGACCCUAAAACGGCACAAGGACUGUGUCCGCUUAUGGACUCCGAAGAAGCUGCUAUCGAAGUGAGAGCUCUAUUGGAUACCCGGAGAACUUCUCCGAAUGAAGAGAUUUGGCAUCCCACCUCAGGCAUAUGGCGUGCAACCCUCAACAUUUAUGGUCAAAGGAAGAAGGCAGAGUCUAUUGGCAACUUCCUAUCCCACCGCAAUGUCUGGCUAGGAACUCCAAUUUCCGUGGACAAAGGAACCACUGUGUUCAAUCCACACGCAGAGAGCCGGCUCCAGCUUGCUGCCGCAAAGGCCGCCGCCAACAACUCUGGGCGUUCUCGUCCAGGGCCAAACAUUAGAUAUGAAGCGCGAACUGCUGAGGAAGCUAAUGAUGCAGUCAUGAAGAUGUUCGACCAGCUUGCCAAUGCUAACAUUCCAACAAUGGAACCGUCUCGUCACAUUUCCACACCCAUGCUACAUCACCAAAAACAAGCAUUGUGGUUCAUGACAGAGAAAGAAAAGCCCCGCAAAUUUGGCCGGAAAGAAGAAGACAACAAUUCCUUGUGGCGAAUGGAGCGUACACCGAAUGGCAAGACGCAGUACCGCGAGAUCAUCACUGGAAUGAUUUCCGAACAAAAGCCCGAGGAGGCCCUCGGUGGCUUAUUAGCCGACAUGAUGGGCCUGGGUAAGACUCUGAGUAUUCUUUCACUCAUCACGUCGUCGCUUGAGCUGGCUAGUAACUGGACGGAGAUGGCUCCUGAUCCUGUGCUUGUUCGCCGAAACCCAGGAAUUCGCAACACACGGACAACACUAUUGGUUGUCCCGUUGAGUGCAGUGAGCAAUUGGGUAACCCAGAUCAAGGACCAUCUCAAGCCACGCUCCAUCAGCUACUACAUAUUUCAUGGUCCCUCGCGUAUCACCGAUUUGGAUGAACUUUGCGAGUACGAUAUCAUUAUCACGACAUAUAGCACUAUUCUCAGUGAGAUCUCGGGGCGUGGCGCCAAAAGUGGAAAGCUCAGCCCGUUGACAAAAAUGAACAUGUUUCGGAUUGUGCUUGACGAAGCUCACAUCAUCAGAGAACAAAAUGCGGCACAAACCAAGGCGAUCCUCGGGCUUCACUCGGAGCGUCGAUGGUCAGUUACUGGAACACCAAUUCAAAACCGCAUGGAAGAUCUCCUGUCUGUGACUAGGUUUCUACGAAUUGCACCUUACGACCAACGAAGCCAAUUUUCCCAGCACGUAACUAAUCCGGUCAAAAAUGGUGAUCCCAAUGUACUUGCCAGGUUGCGAGUUCUGGUGGAUUCAUUCACCUUGCGCAGAGUCAAGGACAAAAUCAAUCUGCCACCCCGAGAAGACAAUAUCGUCACACUAGAAUUCACUGAACAAGAACGGCAAUUGCAUGACUUCUUCCGCACGGAAUCAAAUGUGAUGAUGAGUGUCAUUGCUGGUGAGGACAAACGCAAGAUAGGGGGACGUAUGUAUCACCAUGUUUUGAAGGCCAUGAUGAUUCUCCGCCAAGUCAGUGCUCACGGGAAAGAGCUUCUUGACGUCGCAGACCGGGAGAGAGCAAAGGGUUUCUCUGUUCACGACGCAAUUGACUUGGAGGAGGGCGAAACGGACAAAAGCCCGGCAGCCAUAGACAAGAAGGCAUACGAAAUUUUCAGCCUGAUGCAGCAAGCCUCAGUCCCUCGGUGUGGCAAUUGUAAUCGAGAACUCGAUGAACCUCUGAACUCAGUAGGAGCUGUCGCCCGCGAUUCUCCAAUGGCUGUUGUCCUGCCAUGUCUCGAUGUUUUCUGCCCCAGUUGCUUCUCUGGCUGGAAGCAAGCCUUCGAUUCGCAUAUUGAGACAGAGACCCGCUGCCCCAGGUGCGAAGGCUGGAUUGCUAUGAAAUACUCGACUAUCACACCUGCUGGCUUUCAACAAUACGAGGCCCAACAGGAAAGUGAUCGGCAAACCCGGAAGCUGGGCAAGAAUCUUGGUGAAUACGAAGGGCCCCACACCAAAACUAUUGCACUGGUCAACUAUCUCAAGCAAAGUCUUGAAGAUAGCAAGAAACUCGAAGGCGAGUCCCCUAUCAAGAGUGUUGUGUUCUCCGGAUGGACCUCGCACCUGGACCUCAUUGAGAUCGCCUUGCAAAACAAUGAGCUUCCUGGCUAUGUCCGACUUGAUGGUACUAUGACACUUGCAGCACGCACAAAAGCACUUGAGGAAUUUGCCAAAGACGACAAUAUCAAAGUCCUUUUGGCAACCAUUGGUGCUGGCGGUGUGGCCUUGAACCUAACUUCUGCCUCGCGUGUCUUUAUCAUGGAGCCCCAGUAUAACCCAGCCGCGGUUGCUCAGGCGAUUGACCGUGUUCAUCGUCUCGGCCAAACUCGCCCCGUGCAAACCUUUCAAUUUGUUAUGAAGGGCAGCAUUGAGGAGAAGAUAAUGGAUCUCGCCAAGAAGAAGCAAGAGAUGGCAGACACGAGCCUGAAUCGCGCGAAGCGGGACAAGCGUGAGACCCAGGAGGCUCGCAUGCGUGAAUACCGCAGCCUUUUCCAAUAG
Molecule: messenger RNA, 3798 nt
Organism: Penicillium coprophilum
Lineage: Eukaryota; Fungi; Ascomycota; Eurotiomycetes; Eurotiales; Aspergillaceae
Product: DEAD/DEAH box helicase
Exons: 2
Coding region: 1-3798 (1265 amino acids)
Molecular function (GO): ATP binding; ATP-dependent chromatin remodeler activity
Source: RefSeq, a predicted model, not a curated record